AUGGAUAUUGAGAUAAAAGAAGAAUUUAAGAAUGCAAAAGAAGAAUUGGAGCAUGCAACAGAAGAAUUGAAGACAUUUAGGAAUAAAAAACAGGAAAGGUUAUAUGAGUUGCUACUGAAGAUGGCUAAUGAAGAAGAGAGGAACGAUCACCAGAAAAAAUAUUGGGGAAUUAUGAUAGAUGAACUUAGGGAAGAAAAAGCAAGGUUGAAUAAUCGCGUGAAAUUUUUUAUGGACCAGAUGGUAUAUUAUCGAAACAAAUUAACAGAAUUUAAUAAUAACGCUGUAAAGCGCAAGUCUGAAACAGUAUCAAGUGAAGAAGAUGUUGAUAGACGUGCAUCAGAUCGUAUUAAGAAA
Messenger RNA from Funneliformis geosporum, 354 nucleotides. The record is from the annotation of a GenBank genome assembly. Lineage: Eukaryota; Fungi; Glomeromycota; Glomeromycetes; Glomerales; Glomeraceae.